CAACGUCUUAUCUAGCCGGCCCGUAAACCUGUCCGCACAGUCCUGUUUCUCGAAGAAUCAGUUUAGCACGAGAUGGAUCCCGUCAGAUACUCCGUUGGCAUACCCGGUUUGAUACAGGCAUGCGCCCAUGCCUACAGAGUGGUGUCGACAAUACUAUCGUCAGAUCAGGAUGAGUUUAACUUGGAGCUGCGAUGCCGCAUCGAAGAAUCUCGGUUCAGGCUUUGCGGUCGAUAUUGGGGAGUCUCUGAUGGAUCUGGAGACCCACACCAUUCAAGCGAACCUCAAAAGAAGCGCACGGAACUGCAAGAGUUACUGGACCUUCCAGGGAUGGAAAGUUUGGUUAGAGACACUCUAACUAGGGUUCAUCAGCUGCUGCAAGCAUGUGAAGGGUAUUUGAAACGAUUUGGCUCGGUCAAUGAGCUAGGACAUGGUGGAAGCCACGAAUCACUUUCCUCGACAGACAGCCUUGCCCCUCGCAUUCCGUCCAGACCCCCAUCGAGAAAUGCAGUCAAAAUGAGGCUGUAUUGGACACAUGAAGACAAGGCCAGCUUCACAGGCAUGUUGCGGUCUUUGGCUGGACUAAACGAUGGGCUUGAGAGACUAUUGCCACGGCGCGUGAAGACAUCCCUAGAGAGUGCUCUGAUUGGAGAGAUACUGGCGGAGAAGACUCUUGUCUCUAUGAAGACCCAAAGAAAUGCAUUGGUCGAUGCAUUGUCCUUUAGGGCUAUGAAGAGAGAUACUCAUGGGGAAAGCACAGGCACUGUUCCCGAUGAAGACUGGAAAUCAGGAGGCACCUACAGACUGUCAGAGGCCGCGUUCACAAAGCUAUCCAAGACUAAAGUUGGGCGGACCAUGGAACAGUACAUACCACCUGCGGAUUCCCCCAUCGACGAAGCUCGCGGUAGUAGCGAGCAAAGAGGAUCAAAUGAUGUCCAGCAAGAAAAGCAGCUUGAGCAACGAGUCUUCAUAGAAUGGAGAAAGGCAAAAAAGGCCAACGACGAGGAGUAUUCUCCCACAGUUCGCGAGAAUCGAAAAGAAGCAGGCAGGGUAUUCCCACAUGCUGGCGGAGAGCCCGCACCCUGUACACUGCCAUGCCUAGGCUACGUAGCAAUCGACACCCACGCGGAACAUGAUAUAUUUGGCCUAGUUUACCGCAUGCCGGAAGCCUGCAUCCGGAAGCCAAUCUCUCUUGCAGAGCUCCUCCAACGGGACUUUGAGUGUUCGGCGACCGCACCCAACUUGGAGACCAGACUGGGACUCGCUCGCAAACUGGCAAUGGCGUUGUAUGAGCUGAAAUGUGUCGGCAAGUCUCAUGGGCAGAUAUCGUCCCACAAUAUUGUCUACUGCCCCCCAACCUCAUCAGGCAGCUCGCCCGGCACCCAUGUUCACCUGCAACAGCCGUACAUUACCGGAUGGCAGCCAUGGCAGCAAGGCAAUACAGGAUCCGAGAGUCCGACGGUUGGAUUCCAAGAGAUUGGAGUCAGUGAGCAAGAACGCUACUUUGUGCAUCCGAAGCGUCCAAGGACCAGAUUCAAGCAUCUGUACGACAUAUACUCGCUCGGUAUCGUGCUCGCCGAGAUAGCCUUUUGGGAACCAAUCUCGGCUCUGCGUGAUCCUUCCGAGGAUGCUCUAAAGCUGGUGCAUGACUCUCUGAUGAGUUGGAGGCACAGGAUAUACGCCACAGCAGAGAGAGAACUCGGAGCGGAUGUUGGCACGGCUUACCGGGAUGCAGUGCUGUGGUGUUUGAGGGGAUUGGAAGUAACUCAGAUUAACGAUCUUAUCUCCAAUCGGGUAAGCAAAGAGGACUUUGACAGAGAAAUUGGAAUCGAGAAGGCUUUCUUUUGGAACGUUGUACAGCGGUUGGAUUCGGCGAGCCGGAUUGUGUGAGCGCAGGUUUCUCAGAGAGGUGCGGUAAUAUCGGUAUGACAUUUGUAUGUUUUAUUUCUACGACGACACGACUGCGGUAUUCGGAAGAAAGUUGGGGAUAAUAAGGCGUAGAUUUCGUAAAACAGUCAGGUUUAUGGCUUUAUAAUGCCCGGUAAUCGUUGAGUGUAUGUCGCGGCAAUCCACCUACCAUCUUUAUCAGUGG
Aplosporella prunicola CBS 121167 is the source of this 2089-nucleotide messenger RNA. RefSeq lists its product as uncharacterized. The transcript has a single exon. The record is from RefSeq and is a predicted model, not a curated record. NCBI's taxonomy places the organism in Eukaryota, Fungi, Ascomycota, Dothideomycetes, Botryosphaeriales, Aplosporellaceae. Bases 73 to 1887 code for a protein of 604 amino acids.